AUGACAAUCGUCACAGCAUCCCUGCCCUCCACCACCCCGACCUUCCUGACUCUUCCCCCCGAGGUCAGGAAUCUCAUCUACACCCUCGCCCUCCAACUGCCACAACCCAUCCGACUCCGCUCUCCAUCCGAAAGACGGCUGCGGCCAUCUCGGCCUCCCAGAGAUGAUGCCCGAGGACUGCUCGACUCUUGUCGCCAGAUCCGCCACGAGGCCCUUCCGCUCUAUUACAGCCUGAAUGCCCUGGUGUUCCGCUGUACCGAGCACGUCUUGGCCUUCAUGUCCGACCCGCAACUUCACCCUCUGAUCCGGCCCUCGCUCACCCACAUCGCCGUCGAUUUCGGCGACAGCACUGACGCCGACGCCACCAUGAAGGACCACAUCAGCCUGGUCGACAGCUGUAUCGGGACCCUGCCCCGGCUCCAAGCUCUCGAAACCCGCUUCUACGCCCGCACCUUGGACGCCUGCUCGUCUCAACACUUCCACACUCUCGCUCUGGCCUUUGAUGGACUGGACGCCGACAUGAAUGCCCCUCCGUCUCCACGUUGGCCGCGUUCACCUCGUGCUUCACCUCGUGCUUCACCUCGUGCUUCACCUCGAGGCUCGCCGCGAAGCUCGCCGCGAAGCUCCGUCUGCAGCGACUCGCUAGCCUCGGCGUGCUCUUCGCCUGGCCCGGACCAGGAAGCGGACUCGGGCCCGCCGCCUGAACGAGACAUCUCCGCCAUUCAGGCCGAAGUGCUGGAACAAUAUUGCUUCACGCCUUCCGCGGCCAUGGCCUUUGCCAAGUCGAAGCUGAAGUUUUCCGUCGCCGCCUCGUCGCAUGACUACCCGGGUUUCAAGUACGACAAACUGAUUUGCUACAACCUCCGCAUCGGAGCCGACGGUAUCGUCAACACUCUUGGUCCGGCCAAGGACGCGGUCAAACAACGCCUCGGUCGUGUUGGCAUGUUGCCUCGCCGUCCCAGUGACAUAUACGACACUACCGCGGAUGGCGGUUUUCACCAGAGAGUGCGGGCGACCAUAGCGUCUUGCUCCAGGAUCGAUGUGGGUGUUUCGUGA
Molecule: messenger RNA, 1056 nt
Organism: Capronia epimyces CBS 606.96
Lineage: Eukaryota; Fungi; Ascomycota; Eurotiomycetes; Chaetothyriales; Herpotrichiellaceae
Exons: 1
Coding region: 1-1056 (351 amino acids)
Source: RefSeq, a predicted model, not a curated record